Molecule: messenger RNA, 795 nt
Organism: Beauveria bassiana ARSEF 2860
Lineage: Eukaryota; Fungi; Ascomycota; Sordariomycetes; Hypocreales; Cordycipitaceae
Product: YEATS family protein
Exons: 6
Coding region: 1-795 (264 amino acids)
Biological process (GO): chromatin remodeling; regulation of transcription by RNA polymerase II
Cellular component (GO): NuA4 histone acetyltransferase complex; Swr1 complex
Molecular function (GO): histone binding
Source: RefSeq, a predicted model, not a curated record
AUGCUGUACACUGUUUGUGUCGUUCCUGUGCAGCGCACUCCAGUGAAAGUCGGUCCUAACGAUUUACAGAGAAAAGUCAAGGUCGUCACCGACCAACAUGUCAUAGUGUCGCUGACUGAACCUUCUUCAUUUUCUGCGCGCAGUGAUAAGCCUUCUCCUGUCGCUGAAUUCCCUAUGAGAGAAUGGAGCAUCCGUCUGUUCCUACUUGACGAGGACGGCAACGAGCACCCAGGCGACGUUUUCACCAAGGUUGUCUACAACCUGCACCCUACCUUUGAUAAUCCCGUCCAAUCUUUCACCAAGCCUCCGUUCGCCUGCACCAAUGAGGGUUGGGGUGAGUUCGAAAUCUCCAUCGACUGCUACACCACCGAAAAGACCAAACUCGCCCCCAUCAUCCACGAUCUCAACUUUCUCGAGCCCAAGUACGAGGCCACUCACAACGUCGUCUUCAAGAAUCCGUCUCAGGCCUUGCAGGAGCGCCUACGCGAGACAGGACCCCUACCCACGGACGAGGACCGCCCCAGGAAGAAGGGUGUCGCCGGUGGCAAAAAGAGUGGCCAAAAGUACGACUAUGAAAAGAUUGCCGAGGCUCUCGAGAAGCUUGAAGAGGAGGACCUACUGCGCGUCAUUCAGCUCAUCAAUGAGAACAAGGGGCCUAAUACUUAUAUAAGAAGUGAUGUCGACGUGGAUGACCUGAAUGAAGCCGGCGAAUUCUCGAUAGAUCUGUAUACGAUGCCUGACCUUCUGACCACGAAGCUGUGGGACCAUCUCUCUAAGAAGGGCAUGGUUGCCUAA